Messenger RNA from Puntigrus tetrazona (Sumatra barb), 1113 nucleotides. RefSeq names its product C-type lectin domain family 4 member M-like. The transcript has 5 exons. The record is from RefSeq and is a predicted model, not a curated record. Bases 119 to 886 code for a protein of 255 amino acids. NCBI's taxonomy places the organism in Eukaryota, Metazoa, Chordata, Actinopteri, Cypriniformes, Cyprinidae.
UACUGAGUUUAAGGAUCUGAUGUCACACGUUGACCACAGGCUCGUUUUCCUCUAGCUGCAAAAAGACAGGCGCGGACUAUUCGAACACAUCUACAAUUGAUAAUUAAAGAGCAAAAAAAUGUCCGAUGCCAUUUACGACGAUGUGACCAGGGUUGAGGCAAUGAAGAGAGAGAGAGUGGAGAUGACGGUGGAUAUCUAUGAGAGUGCAGAUUCUGUGAGAGAUCACGACUUCACCACAAAGACCAACACACUCCAACCACUUCAGGGCACAGGACGUGAUUCAGUGGGGAUCAGAAUCUACAAAGCAGCUGUAAUAUGUUUGGUUCUGCUUUGUGUUCUUCUGCUGACUGCAGUCGUAUUGCUGUUCGUCCACAUAGACACAAACAACACAAAAUACACAGAAAAGACAAACCAGCUAUUAACCACCAUUACCAACCUCACAGAAGAAAACAAUGUGCUAAUAUAUAAACUUUCAAUUUUUGAUGAACGGAUUUACUGUAACAGUUUUUACUACAUGUCCAAUGAGACAAAGAACUGGAAUGAUAGCAGACGAGACUGUAAAAAGAGAGGAGCAGAUCUGAUCAUCAUAAACAACAAAGAGGAAAAUGAUUUUGUUAUGAAAAUUACUAAUAAAACAGCAUUCUGGAUUGGUCUGACUGACAUUGAGGAGGAGGACACUUGGAAAUGGGUUGAUGGCAGCGAACUGACCUCUGGAUUCUGGGCGUCCGGUCAAGACGUAGAAGAGCCAAAAGGAGGAAAAGAUGAGAACUGUGCUGUGACUUAUUUAACACAUAACCCUGAAUUAACAGGGUGGCAUGAUGUUAAAUGUGAAACUGCUUAUCAGUGGAUCUGUGAGAAGAGUAUUUUACCUUUCAUACAGCCCUAGGAACAUCAUAUACAUUUUUUUGGUGACCUAAAUGGUGUCAUCGUAGUGUAGAUAAGUUAAAACAGUAACUUGGUAAAAAGCAAUGUAUGACUGUACAUUUUCCAGUUAAGAAAUUAUUGCAUAAAAAACGCUUCAUAGUUUUCCAGUAAUACACCUUAAUGUCAGUAGAUUUUGUCACUGUAGUGCUCUGUGCUUAGCUUUAUUAAACCUGACAAAAGAGUAAUCCA